GUUGGCCGUUCUUUCUGUCUCAGAAUCUCGCCUUGGCGUCGCAUUCACCACUGAACCCUAAACCCUAAUUUCAGGCCUUUCUCUAUCGGUAAAAUCAGCUUCCAAAACGGUACAAGAGCAAGAGGCUCACCAAUCUCUGUCCCCGAACCCUCUUAAACUCCAGGACUAAGAUGAGGCCUUUGGAUGAAGCUGAAACCACUGCGGUGUUUGAAAAGCUCUUUAAGUUCACGGGAAACAACCUCAAAAACAUUGUGGAGAACCCUUCUCAUGAAGGUCCGGACCCAAAUCCAGGUCGCUAUUGCUUUCGUCUCAACAAGAACAAGGUCUACUAUGUCAGUGACUCACUAGUAAAGCGUGCAACAAACAUAGCUCGGGUCAAUUUAGUCUCUCUUGGAACUUGCAUUGGUAAGUUUACUCAUGGUGGCAGCUUCCACCUAACUGUUCAAUGUUUGAGUUUCUUGGCCUCAAAUGCUAAACACAAGGUCUGGCUCAAACCUACCUCUGAGAUGUCAUAUUUAUACGGAAACCAUGUUUUGAAAGGUGGGUUGGGUAGAAUUACAGAAAAUAUUGUGCCUGGUGAUGGGGUGGUUGUGUUUUCAAUGUCAGAUAUUCCAUUGGGUUUUGGCAUUGCAGCUAAAUCUACCCAGGAUUGUAGGAAGUUGGACCCCAAUGGAAUUGUGGUGCUUCAUCAGGCUGAUAUUGGAGAGUACUUGAGGAUGGAGGAUGAGCUUUGAAUUUAAUGUCAACUUUUACUGCUUUUGGUACGUGUGUUGCAUUGUAUGCAUAUCUGCCGCUUAUGUAAGUGAGUCUAUUAGAUUCUGAUGAAUUUUGGCCGUGAUUAUAGUUCCGGUUUUGUAUGAAGAAUAGAUUAUAAUUUUCCUUGUGGCUCCGUGUGCGUUUAUUUUGGUUUAACGUUAUGGGGGUUUCAGUUUCCUCAUUUUC
Fragaria vesca subsp. vesca is the source of this 942-nucleotide messenger RNA. RefSeq names its product 60S ribosome subunit biogenesis protein NIP7 homolog. The transcript has 2 exons. NCBI's taxonomy places the organism in Eukaryota, Viridiplantae, Streptophyta, Magnoliopsida, Rosales, Rosaceae. Bases 171 to 734 code for a protein of 187 amino acids. Gene Ontology annotation, cellular component: nucleolus; nucleus; preribosome, large subunit precursor. The record is from RefSeq and is a predicted model, not a curated record. Gene Ontology annotation, biological process: ribosome assembly; ribosomal large subunit biogenesis. Gene Ontology annotation, molecular function: RNA binding.